AUGACAAUGCAAGAUGUGCAUAUAAGUAUUGCCGAAGUGAUCGAAGUUCGCGGUUACGGUUUGAAUGCGCCCGAACUAUUGUCAGUCGCAGUUAGCGCUUCCGAUCGACUUCCGCUAUGUCCCAAAGGGACCGUUUUCGAUGUGGAAAAUGUUUUUAUAACGAGUAAAGGUUUGGUUGAGGUGAGUUUGGAUAACUUGUUGAAAAAUGUGGCAGCCGUAAAAAAUAAAAACCAGUGCAAAAUUGAAUGAAUGACAAACUCGUUACUUCGUCAGUCGCGUGCGGCUAUGCGUCGCGGUCGAGGAAUAAUCCAUUUUUCUUUUGUUUUUUGACCGCGACGCAUAGCCGCACGCGACUGACGAAGUAACCAGUUUGUCAUUCAUUCAAUUUUUAUUUUUUACGGCUGCCACAUUUUUCAACUUCGACUAAAUGACAUUUUCAUGUUUUUAAGCUUGAAAUAUUGGGUUUUAAUUUUAUUCAUAUGAUAGAAUGGUCUAAGACGAACAGAAUGAUAUAGAUUUUGAUGAUUUAGGGACUUAUCGACUAAACGUCGCUAAAUCACUUACGGAUAACGUAAACUCAUCAAAAUUUAUAUCAUUCUGUUCGUCUUAGACCAUUCUAUCAUAUGAAAAAAAUUAAAACCCAAUAUUUCAAGCUUAAAAAACCUGAAUGAGUGUUUUUGAAGAUAAAAACAACGCAUACUUCAAAAGUUGAUCGAAGUUAUAUCCCUCCCGAAUGGUCAAAAGGCGAAGAAGACCCGCAAGCUGCCGCAGUUUAUUGCCUCGGCGCAGUUCUCCGCGCAGCUGGCGCCGAAGAAGCUUCCGAUGUCGAUCUCUUCUCAUUGGUCAAUAUUCUAACCGUCGCAAUGACCGGAACUCGUCCAACAGCUCAUCGAAUGGGGCAAAUGGCUAGAAAUCAAUUGCGCGGACGAGACCCGGCUUCAAUGUUGAUGUGUGUUUAUGAGGAAUUGAUGGGCGAUGAGGAGACGAAUAAUAUUGAUGUGGGCGAUUUGGACGAUUUAGAGGAUGACGAGUUUUUGGAUGAUGAAGUUGGCGGGAAUGAGAAUUCGACGCGGGGACAAGUUGUGUUUUCGGGCAAUAAUAAUGUGAAAAAAGCUGUGGAAUAUUUUGAAGAUGAUGGAAGAGGUAACGUUUUAUUGA
Messenger RNA from Caenorhabditis angaria, 1158 nucleotides. Lineage: Eukaryota; Metazoa; Nematoda; Chromadorea; Rhabditida; Rhabditidae. The record is from the annotation of a GenBank genome assembly.